UAUAUCAACCUCGAUCAAGAACUAAUCAUAUCACAUUGUGCUGAUUGACUUUUCUGAUUGAAAAUACAUCCGAAAUAAACUAGAUUCCUUAGCAGUUUGGUCCGGUUUUUACUUUCAUUUUCUUUUGUGGGUGUUCGUGUAUCAAUUGGUCGCAGUCAAAAAGAAUUUUUUUUGGUGGAUUCUGUUAAUCAAGAAUUGAAUGACAAUGGUUCGAUCAUCGGAAAUUAUGGCGAAUGUUCCAAAUGAUAGAUUGAAGUUAAUAUUCAUCAUAUUUUUCAUCAAUGGUAUUGGAACAUUAUUACCAUGGAACAUGUUGAUCAAUGCUGAUAAAUAUUUUGUCUCAUAUAAAUUGAAUGUCACUGAUUCAACGCCAGCGGUUGAUAAUUAUCGUAAUUCGUUUCUAUCCUAUCUUGGUAUAGCAAGUAAAGCGCCAAAUAUUUUGUUACAAAUAAUCAACAUGUUCAUCGGUGCACAUGGAGUUGGAAAUCUUGCCCAUCGAAUCACAUAUUCAUUAGUUGCACAAAUCUUGGUGUUCAUAUUUAUCAUAGCAAUGGCCAUUAUUGAUUCAAGCAGUUGGCCAUCGAUUUUUUUCUGGUUAACAAUGAUGUCCGCUGUUGCCAUAAACCUAGCCAACGGUAUUUAUCAAGGUUGUGUAUAUGGUCUUGCCGCACGUUUUCCAAUGAAAUAUACAAAUUCUGUUACGAUGGGAAUGAAUGUCAGUGGUACCAUAGCUGCCAUAUUAAUGAUCAUAUCUAUAGCAUUAUCACCUAAAGAAAAUGUUGAGGCUUUGAUCUUUUUCUCUUGUGCCAUCAUCAUUCUAUUCAUUUGUCUAAUCGGGCAAUUUUUUGUAAAUAAAAAUGAAUUUUAUCGAUUUUAUGCCAUUCCAUCAAUGAUGAAUUCAAAUCUAAAUUUGAUAAAAAGUAUCAAUGCCUGUCCAAGUUGUUUCGAAAAAGGCCAUUCAGAAACGAGUAACAACAAUUGUCCACAUUUAGGUCGAGCAUUAGAACGUUCCGUAUCGUAUAAUGGAAAAUCAUCACAUGAUAAACAACCUUUAAUCGAAUCAAAAAUGCAACAAUAUCUACAAGUAUUAAGAUCCAUUUGGAUGUUAUUAAUUAACAUUCUUCUCAUCUACGUAGUCUCAUUAUCAUUAUUUCCAACUGUUCACGCAAGAAUCGUUCCAAGAGAUAAUAUCAUAUCACAUGUCUAUUUUUCACCUGUUUUUUGUUUCCUAUCAUUCAAUCUAUUUGCCACUAUGGGUAAUCUAAUAGCUCAAUAUAUUCAAUGGCCUGGACCACGUCAUUUAAUUAUAUUCAGUUUAAUUCGUUUAUUAUUCAUACCAUUCUUUUUAUAUUGUAAUUAUUAUCCGGGUGAUGGAUUACAUCGUUCAUUACCAGUCAUUUUUGAUCAUGACUGGAUGUAUAUUAUUGGAUCUAUUACAAUGGCUGUAUCAUCAGGAUAUUUUUCUAGUCUUUGUAUGAUGUAUGCACCAAAAUGUGUUCCAUCACAUUUGGCAACAAUUUCCGGACAAAUGGCAGCAUUGACUAUUUUGCUUGGAAUUCUGAUUGGUAUCAAUAUUAGCCUUAUUUAUCCAUAUUUAGUUGGUUAAUUUCAACCUAAUUAAAAUUGUCUAUUCAUUCGUAAUUGUUAUUUUGUUUGUUAUAUUUUGAAUAUUAUUAACAUAUGAACUUUUUUUUUGU
Molecule: messenger RNA, 1697 nt
Organism: Dermatophagoides pteronyssinus (European house dust mite)
Lineage: Eukaryota; Metazoa; Arthropoda; Arachnida; Sarcoptiformes; Pyroglyphidae
Product: equilibrative nucleoside transporter 1-like
Biological process (GO): nucleoside transmembrane transport
Cellular component (GO): plasma membrane
Molecular function (GO): nucleoside transmembrane transporter activity
Source: RefSeq, a predicted model, not a curated record